AUGGCUUCCUUCAACCCGUUCGCUAGACGUGAGACCCACAGUGCUGGCGCGCUGAACACCUACCGGGUCCUUGUACCUCUUACCUGGCUGUUGGUCGUGGUGGUUGGCAUCUACCACUCCGUCCACUCGCCAGACGAUGUGAAGAAGGGCAAGAAGCUCUGGAGGCAAGGUGAUAAGCAUAAUACUCCCUUCAGCCAGAACACUACUGUGACUGGAGUUUUCUGGAUUCUCCUACUUCUUUCCCAGCUCAGCUAUGUCUGGCACCUCUUCUCCAAGAACACGGUCCUCGUUACGGCCGCUGCUAAUGUUGCCACCCACUUUAUUCUGAAUAACCUCUUCCUCUUCGCCUGGAUCCUCCUCUGGACCCGUAACCACUUCAGGGUCGCAGAGGUCAUCCUCGCCGCCCACUUUAUCAACCAAACUGUCACCUACUGGCGCCACCGCGGCCUUCCGGCUUUCGUGCAUCUGCCUGCUGUCGCUGGUCCAUAUGCGUGGACCCUGACGGCAUUGUUCUGGAACGGGGCCGUUGCCGUCCAUAGCCACAACCUGCCUGGCCGUAUUCUUGCUAAUAUCUUCAUCUGGGUCAUUCUCUUCGUUGGAUUGUUUGACAUCGUCCUGCGCGAGGAUUAUAUCCUUGGAUAUUGUUUGAGCUGGUUGACGCUGUCACUCGCCCUCCGACAAGUCGCCGUCAAGAUCAUUGCUUUGCAGUGGAUCUUUGCCUUUGUCGUCUUUGGCGUGUUUUUGGUGGUCUCUGUUUACAUCUCUUCGACCAAGGCCACCGGUCGCGACAGCCUCUUCCGUCGCGUUGCACACCCUGAGUCGACCGACCGUGAGAGAGAGCCACUGCUCAACGAGGGUGUUUAG
Penicillium bovifimosum is the source of this 864-nucleotide messenger RNA. RefSeq names its product DUF1774 domain-containing protein. The record is from RefSeq and is a predicted model, not a curated record. The transcript is spliced from 3 exons. The coding region runs from base 1 to 864 and encodes 287 amino acids. NCBI's taxonomy places the organism in Eukaryota, Fungi, Ascomycota, Eurotiomycetes, Eurotiales, Aspergillaceae.